Molecule: messenger RNA, 5154 nt
Organism: Ruditapes philippinarum (Manila clam)
Lineage: Eukaryota; Metazoa; Mollusca; Bivalvia; Venerida; Veneridae
Product: mitochondrial uncoupling protein 4-like
Exons: 11
Coding region: 164-1192 (342 amino acids)
Biological process (GO): response to cold
Source: RefSeq, a predicted model, not a curated record
CAACAGUAUUUUCACACGUGCACCCUGACGUCAUAAAUUUCAUGUACACAGAGAACGACCAAGAACAUUCUCUUUAGUAACACGGAGAUCAUCAGAGUAUGGAUCAGAGAAAUCUUCAUUCUAGUUGACCAACACUUUAAGGUAGAAAAUAUACAACAUAAUCAUGGCCAGCCGAGAGUCAUCAGCUCCACAGUCUGUUGCAGCCAAUAAGGAUGCUUCUAAUAUCACAGCCACGCCUCCAAAUAAAAUAGCAGCCAAUCAGCAUGAACGAGGCAAGCUUCAUGAAGGCGUACUGUAUAAGUACUUGCUGUCUGCUUCAUCGGCAGUGGUUGCAGAAACAGUGACAUAUCCCCUGGAUUUAACAAAGACCAGAUUACAGAUACAAGGUGAAAUUAAUGUAUCCGGAACAACUGUAUCCCAUUCUAACAGAGGCAUGUUGAAAAUAUUACACGGAAUAGUGACGGAGGAAGGUUUUUUCAAACUCUGGCAAGGAGUUCCUCCAGCCUUAUACAGACAUAUAGUGUACACUGGUUGUAGAAUGAACAUAUACGAGGUGCUUAGAGAUAAGGUUUUCAAAAAGAAUCCAGACGGAUCCUUCUCAUUGUGGAAAGGAGUGAUAGUGGGGUCAACUGCUGGGGCAUUGGGUCAGUUGAUUGCAAGUCCAACUGAUCUUAUCAAGGUCAAUAUGCAAAUGGAAGGUCGCAGAAGACUAGAAGGUCAUCCACCAAGGGUACACAAUGUCAGACAUGCAUUUCGUACCAUAGUUACAGAAUCUGGUGUACGGGGAUUAUGGAGAGGCUGGGUACCAAAUGUACAGAGGGCAGCACUGGUGAACAUGGGAGAUUUGGUGACAUAUGAUACAGUGAAACAUUACUUGUUGAAUAAAACAACUUUACCUGAUAAUUGGGUCGUGCAUGGAUUGUCAAGUGCCUGUGCUGGUGUGAUAGCUGCUAUAAUGUGUACACCAGCUGAUGUUGUGAAAACUAGAGUCAUGAAUCAACCUACCAAAAAUGGAAGAGGGGUGUUGUACCAUGGUUCUAUAGAUUGUUUGAUUAAAACAUUUCGUCAAGAAGGUUUCUUUGCUCUGUAUAAAGGUCUCUUCCCAACAUACUGCAGAAUGGCCCCGUGGUCACUCACGUUCUGGAUUGUUUAUGAAGAAUUGAGAAAAUUUACAGGGCAAUCAUCAUUCUAGAUGAGUUCUUUAGAAAUUGUGAUAUUAUGUCAUUUCAUCAUGUGAAAGUCUGAUAUGACCUUGAUGUGAACUUUGACCUUUGUAUCAUGUGUAAGUUUUGACCUCUGUGUGUGAAUUAUGACAUUAUGUACAGUACACAUGAGUGAGUGUCCUUCAAAGAUGUAACUUUAUCAUUUAUGAACUUUGACUUUUUAAUAGGUUUCUUUCAAACCCCUUUGCUACAUUUUCACCUUGACCUACAUUGACCUUAUGUAUAUAAAUUUAGUGACUGCAAACAUGCGUGAUAUGCAAAUUGUUUUGCAAAUAUUUCUGUUGUACAUAAAUAUGUUUCUUAGAAUGAGGAUUUUAAAGUGGUUUGUACUAAAGAUGAAUUAGUUUUUAUUUUGGUGUGUAGAAAUAAUGAAAUUUAUUGAUAAAUUACUGAUGUUUCAUUAAGAUAGGGUUUAUAUUAAGCCUGUUGCACUUGCAAUAAGUUUGGUAUUCAUAAUAUGUUGUGUUGAGAGAAUUUUGAUUGUAAUAAUUUCUUUUUGUUAUUCACUCAUUAGGAACUAAUGAAGGUACUUUAUAUUUGUAUAUAUUUGUAAAUGAUGAUAUUUUACUUACAAUGACUUAAAUAAUCUCUUUUAUAAUCAUGUAUUACAUUUGAAUGCAUUUACAUUUACAUACAAAGUAAUGUUUAUGUGUUCUUUAUAUAUGAAAUGCCAUUUAAUAGCUGUAAUAAAAAAAUCUGACAUAACUAAGUUUAUUAAAGUGACAUUAUGCUCAUCCGAGAGAAUAUAUAGUGAGUGAACAGGUGAAAGUCAGAAUAAAUCCAUAUUUUGCCAUAAUUCCUUUCAAUUUCAUAAUUUACUUCAAUAACUUGUGUUGCUCAAUGAAAUUUUUGUAAAGAUUCAUUGGAACCUGUAACAUACAAUUUAUUAUACAAAGAGUUGGGCAGUCUUUUUAUAUGUCAGGCAGAUAUAUAAUUAAUAUGAAUAUUUUCCAAUAUGAACUGUUACAACAGUCAAUCUUUUGAAGUUUAUAGUAAAUUCAGCUCUACUUGACAACGGAAAAUAGUAUAAUGUCACUUUAGAUUAUUGAAGCUUUGCAUCUUAAAUAAUUCAUUUGGAAUCAUAUUCUACAUGAAAUUUAAUAUUUCCAUUAUCAUGUUGUAAUUAUACGUCGUAGAAUCAUUAUACCAAAUAGCCUAACCCUAAACUUACUGAAUUUGUGUAAUAGAUUUGCUGUGUUUUGAAAUUGCAACAGUCCAUUCAAAGUUAAAGGGAUUUCAAUAUCAAAAUACAAGAAUUUAGCUUCCAGCAGUAUAGAGCUGUGUCAGACUGCACGGAGUCUCCGAGCAGGCCGUCCCUGCCUCUAUACUGGUGGAAUAGGUUAGUUGAUCACUUUUGGUUCCAGCAAGUUAAGGGUUAAAUUUCUAUCCAGUCAGCCUUGAAUAUACAUUUAAAGGGUUAUUUUUUAAUUAUAAUUUUAAGCCCUGUCAUGUGACUUUAUGAGUAUUUGCUUCAGUGUUUUGAGCCAAUUCUUUCUGUACCAAAGCAACUUUUAUAUAACAUGUUUUAUAUAACAUUAAUAUAACAUAAUAUUUUUUCUUCAGGAUUGUAAAAAAAUUGGGUCCAAACAAAUUUAGAAAACAUAUGAGUAUUGUUCCAAUAAUUUUGAUUAAUUAGUCAAUAAGGAUGUGUUUUUUUGUUCAUUUUGUGUAGUUCAAGAAAUGCUAAUGCUCACAUGUUAUGUUGAUUGAAAAAGUGUGUUCUGUUUGCAAAUGGUUUUCAUAUUAGAUGUACAUGUAUAUUCUAUACUCAUAUUGUACAAACAAUCCCUGCUUGCAUGACAAUCCCGUAUUGGACUAUUCAGGAUCCAAAAUGCUCCAGAAACCAAUACUGCAUUACUACAAUAUAUUCUGCAUUAUAUUGCUGGGUGUUCGACCAAUUCUUUGCAAAAAAAAUGCUGCCACGAUUUUUAAAUCCCAUUAAUUUAGCAUAUCUGGUUUAAAGUGGGAUAUUGGUUUUUGAGAAACCCUGAGUGAAGUGUUUAUAAUUGUAUUUAUUUGUUUUUGAUAUUGUUUUUGAAGCUUUGAUUUUUAAAUUUGUAACCAGGAAGAUUGCAUUUGUGUAAAAGACUGGUUUGCUCUAUAGAUAUUCAUUAUUAAUGAUAUUAUUAAGUUUGAAUGAAAGAUGUACAAGUUCUUCUUUUUAAGAAUAAGAGAUUUCAAGCAAAAGUAUUUUAUUGCUAAGGUUACAUCUGGUCAUGUGUUCUUUCUCUCUCUACUAGUCCCUCUCUUUAUAUGCCAUUAUGAUUAUGUGAGAAUUUUUUGAGGGUGUAUAAAUAGACUAAUUACAUUAUUCAUUAUAUCACGUAGGGAGUGAGGAGUUAAAUCAAACUAACACUAUAAAGGUCACAUAGCAACUUUACUGGUCGAGGAAGAUCUCAAGUGCUUCUUUGUGCAUUAUUGCAAGUGACAGAUGGCAUGUGGGUAGAACCACCAACCUUCCAGUGCCUAGCUUGAAUAUUGUUAUAUUUAUUUGGCCACUUUUUUUAAUAUCUGAUACCAAUAAUACCCCAGCAACAUUCUACUUUCUCAUCGGGAAAAUCCCGGGUACCAUUGUUUAACUGCUUUCCAAAAAUGAUUUAUAAAAAAAACAAAACAAUAACAUGCUACUUUUUCAUUGGGAGUCAUUUAAAUGAAAUUAUGAUGUGUUCUUUUGGGGCUAGUCUGGAUAUUCCAAUUUUUCUUGGUAUAUUGUGUAUAAGUAAUUGAAAUCAUAUGUUUGUUUAUAUACCAUCUUUGUAUUCUGUCAUCUGUAUUUUGUCUUCACAUUUAUGACAUCUAUACUGAAAUAUAUAAACCAAAUGUAUACAAAUUGUCACCUUAUUGCAAUAAUGGGUUAACUCCUUUUAUAUUUUAAUAGAAGUGAACCUGUUUCUGCACUAAGGUUACAAAAUACAUUUUUGAACUGAAUGUAUAUUAUAUAAAUUACUUUAUUUAAGGAGUAGUAUUUUUCUGAUAUUUUGUAUGCAUGAUAUAGACCAAAUUUUGCAUUCAUGUAUUUGUGUAACUGGUAUAUUUUAAGUAAUUAAACUUUUGAGUUUGUAUACUGAUAAUUUUAAUACUGCAUGCUUGUAACAUCGCUUAGCCUAGUGGCUCGGGUUAUUUCUCUAUGUAAGAAUUAUAUGUAUUACAUGUUACUUUCUGUCAGAAUUAUACACAUUACCUAUUGCCCUCUGUCAGAAUUAUAUGUAUUAUCUAUUACCCUGUCAGAAAUAUAUGUAUUACCUAUUGCUCUCGUUUUACCCUCUGUCAGAAUUAUAUGUAUUAUCUAUUAACCUGUCAGAAAUAUAUGUAUUACCUAUUGCUCUCGUUUUACCCUCUGUCAGAAUUAUAUGUAUUAUUGUCCUGUCAGAAUUAUAUGUAUUAUUGCCCUGUCAGAAUUAUAUGUAUUACCUAUUGCCCUCUGUCAGAAUUAUAUGUAUUACCCUCUGUCAGAAUUAUAUGUAUUAUUGUCCUGUCAGAAUUAUAUGUAUUACCCUCUGUCAGAAUUAUAUGUAUUACCUAUUUCUCUCUGUCAGAAUUAUAUGUAUAACCCUCUGUCAGAAUUAUAUGUAUUUUAGUCCUGUAAGAAUUAUAUGUAUUACCUAUUUCUCUAUGUAAGAAUUAUAUGUAUUACCUAUUUCUCUAUGUAAGAAUUAUAUGUAUCACCUAUUGCCCUCUGUCAGAAUAAUAUGUAUAACCAUAUGUUAAAAUUAUAUGUAUUAUCCUCUGUAAGCCCUCUGAGUAAAUUACUAUCAAAUCAGAUGCUCAUAUAUUCUAUGUUUUAAUGUUUGGUAUCAUAUGAAAUACAUGUAUAUGUUUGCAUACUUUGAUCACAUCAUGAUAUAUGUAUUUGUUGGGUUAAUAUAUUGCUGUUUUAAAUAGAUCUCACAGAUUAAUGAAAUUAAUAAAUAGAAUCAUGUUUGAAAUAUUA